AUGGGCAGUUUUGGUAGUCUGACCAACGGCAGCUGGGACGGAAUGGUUGGAGAACUGUUAAGAAGGUGUUGUAAAACUACUAGUGAGACAGAAAAGACGGCUAUCCCCUGCAGUAUCAUUGAUGCAUCCUAUGUGGUGGUCUCUCCAACCAUCAAAUUCCUCCUCACAAUAUUUCAUCAAAAAGAGAAUCAACAUUUACGGGGACGCACUUGA
This is a messenger RNA of Echinococcus granulosus, 213 nucleotides long. RefSeq lists its product as hypothetical. NCBI's taxonomy places the organism in Eukaryota, Metazoa, Platyhelminthes, Cestoda, Cyclophyllidea, Taeniidae. The record is from RefSeq and is a predicted model, not a curated record. The coding region runs from base 1 to 213 and encodes 70 amino acids. The transcript is spliced from 3 exons.